AAAAGGCAAAGCCUCCGGCCCGGCAGUGGGGGAGAGAGAGAGAGAGCUCCAUCUUCCACGGCGACGACGACGGCGGCGGCGGCGGCGAGGGGAGGAGGAGAUGAAGCUGAAGCAGCUGGAGGGUCUCCUCGGAGACCUGCAGCAGUUCACCGCACCCAAGGUGGAGCUGGAGCAGUAUGCAACGGGCCCUCACAUCGCGUCGCGGAUGCUCUACACGGUAGCGGAGAAUAGUUUUGAUGACAUAACUGGCAAAGUGGUGGCUGACUUUGGCUGCGGGUGUGGCACCCUGUCUGUGGCAAGCUCUCUGCUGGAUGCUGAGCAUGUUGUUGGAAUUGAUAUUGACCCGCAAUCCCUUGAACUUGCUCAAGAAAAUGCUGCAGAUCUAGAGCUGGAUAUCGACUUAAUUCAGUGUGAUAUAAAGAAUUUAAAUUUGAGAGGCCUUCUUGUUGACACUGUUGUCAUGAAUCCUCCCUUUGGGACAAGCAGAAAAGGAGCUGACAUGGAAUUCAUUUCUAUGGGCAUGAAGGUUGCCACUCGAGCUGUCUAUUCGCUACACAAGACUUCUACCAGAGAACACAUCAAGAAGGUAGCCUUGCGCAACUGCAAUGCCAUAAGUGCCGAGGUUCUAUGUGAGCUCCGCUACAACCUACCACGGACAUACAAGUUUCACAAACAAAACGAGGUUGAUAUCGCCGUCGAUUUUUGGCGGUUCGUGCCACGAGCCCGAGACGAAGGUAGCACUGCAUGCUCUGUUACCAACCUUAAACAGAGAAGAAUGCACAGAUGAUCCUAAAACAUUUUCGUAGCGGUUUUUUAGCGGUUCAGCCGUGUUGUGUCAUCUCUCGCGCAGUUGGCCAUGUGAUGAACUUGGAUCUUUUGAUUGCGAAUUUGUGAUUGCAACGAAGGUAUAUGUGUUCGUACAAGUACAAUGCUCUUUUUUUUUUCUUUUGAAAGUGGUCGUUUAACAUUUUGAUGAUGCGUAAUAAUAGUCCAUCUCUCUGAGCA
Messenger RNA from Oryza sativa Japonica Group (Japanese rice), 1005 nucleotides. Lineage: Eukaryota; Viridiplantae; Streptophyta; Magnoliopsida; Poales; Poaceae. The record is from RefSeq and is a predicted model, not a curated record.